AUGGAGUCCUCUUUACCCUCACCAGAUGCCACACCACUGCUACCACCGCCAGGCGGCGCGGAUUUAAGCUCCCUCAUGGCCUCGUUUUUCAACCCUUCUCUCCCCGUCUUGAUCGUGACGGUUAUUGUCAUUUUCUUGACCCCUUUACUGAUCCACACAUUAAUAUUUCGAUCACGCGCCGCGACCACUCUACCUACAUUUCUCCUUGUUGGCCCAGUUGGCGGUGGGAAAACUUCUCUUAUGACAGCUUUUGAAUCCGAAACGGAAAGUGGGAAGCCUCCUCCGGAUACCCGUACCAGCCAAAGCCCUUUGUCGCUUGAAUGUUCAAUCUCUGCUGCUAUCGCGGGAACGUCCAAAUACCGCUCGGCCAAUGAUCCUUCAAUGAAAUCAUACCUUAAGUUUCUCCUUUCCGAUACCCCCGGCCACGGAAAAUUGCGUCACCUUGCAUUGUCUCAGAUCUCAUCUCCUGUCAUCCGUGGCGUCAUCUUUGUUCUUGACUCUUCAUUGACCGACGUUCGUGGGACCGCCGAAUACCUUUACGAUGUUCUUUUGGCAAUGCAAAAGGUUGCCUCCGCAUCUGGUGCUACGUCUUCGCAACCUAAACGGCUGUUGAUUGCCUGCAACAAGAGUGAUGUGUUUACCGCGCUCCCUGCUGGAAAGAUACAAAAGCUCUUGGAGGAAGAGAUUACCAAGAUGAGAGUCUCAAGGUCCAAGGGUAUUCUUGAUGUUGAAGACGAUGGUGAAGGUAACGAGGAGAAGGAGUGGCUUGGUGAGGGUGGAGAAGGUCCAUUCGAAUUCAAGGCUAUGGAAGAAGUGGGCGUGGAGGUGGAAGUAAAGGGCGGAAGUGUUGAAAAGAAAGACUGGAAAGAGAAAUUGAGCGCGUUCAUUGGGGGCUGCCUAUAG
Molecule: messenger RNA, 903 nt
Organism: Morchella importuna
Lineage: Eukaryota; Fungi; Ascomycota; Pezizomycetes; Pezizales; Morchellaceae
Exons: 2
Coding region: 1-903 (300 amino acids)
Source: RefSeq, a predicted model, not a curated record